Armigeres subalbatus is the source of this 1266-nucleotide messenger RNA. It is a transcript of the gene Rab39, whose product is annotated as ras-related protein Rab-39B. The transcript is spliced from 2 exons. Gene Ontology annotation, biological process: Rab protein signal transduction; vesicle-mediated transport. Gene Ontology annotation, molecular function: GTPase activity; GTP binding. The record is from RefSeq and is a predicted model, not a curated record. The coding region runs from base 471 to 1130 and encodes 219 amino acids. Gene Ontology annotation, cellular component: Golgi apparatus. Lineage: Eukaryota; Metazoa; Arthropoda; Insecta; Diptera; Culicidae.
UUCCUCGGACCAUCAGCAGAGCAGAAUAAGGUACAUCGCAGAAGCCAUCGGUCAGGGUUUUCUUUUCUACGCCGUUUGCCAGUUCCUUGAAAUAUUUUCAAACCGUUCCCGUUCCUCGGAGGAGCGGAAAAAGAUCCGCACCGUGGAUAGUUUAAAAGUGCUGUGAGUAAAUAGAACGCCGCGUUUGUUUAUAUAAUCUCGGCUUAGUGACGCACGCAAAAGAUAAAAAAAAAUCAGAAUAGUGUCCCGUCGUUAAGAAGCGGACCUCUGUGCGUCGACCCCGGAUCACAGAAAGCUGAUAAGCGGAUAGUCCGUCGUGCAAGUGGUGGCCUUCGGUGUUUGUGUGCGAAAAGCAAGAAGAAUCUAAUCAAAGUCACUGAUAUUUUUGGGUACGACUGAGUAACGAAUUUUUGCCUCAAGUUUGAAAGUAGUCCGAUAAGGAGAACAGAAGCCAGGCAAGAAGUUGAACCAUGGUGGAACCAAUCUUCGAUUACCAAUUCCGUCACAUUCUAAUCGGAGACAGUACGGUGGGCAAAUCGUCGCUGCUGAAAUACUUCACCGAUGGAAAAUUUGCGGAACUAUCAGAUCCCACCGUGGGCGUUGACUUUUUUGCACACCUUAUCGAAGUGAAAGACGGCACUCGCAUCAAGCUGCAGCUUUGGGACACAGCCGGCCAGGAACGGUUCCGUUCCAUUACCAAGUCCUAUUAUCGCAACUCGGUAGGAGUGCUGCUAGUAUAUGACAUCACCAACCACGCCAGUUUUGAACACAUCCCCCUCUGGAUGAUGGAGGCCAAGCGGCACAUUGAACCCCACCGGCCGGUAUUCGCUCUGGUGGGCUGCAAGUUGGAUCUAGUCAAUAAUGGGGUGCAGAGGCGCGAGGUCAGUGUCGAGGAGGCACGAUCAUUCGCCGAACAGAACGGACUGAUAUUCGUUGAAACUUCGGCGCGGACCGGUGUGAACGUUCGGGAAGCGUUCAGUUUAGUCACCCAGGAAGUCUACAACCGGAUCCAGUCCGGGGAGUACAAGGUCGAAGAUGGGUGGGACGGCAUCAAGAAGGGCUUCCCGAGGCCCAGCAAUCUAGACUUUAAUCUGGUGGUAGCGGAAUCGGCUCGGAGUUCUUGUUGCUAGGUCGCCCGCAAUAUCCCAUUUACUGUACGGUAGUUGCUAGAUGGUGCAGAUUAGUUUUCACAUUGUCUCGUGUUUAUCUAGGGUUUUAACGACGACCGAGUUGCGCAGAAUUUGGUCUAGAACCGAUAUUUUUUUU